This is a messenger RNA of Notechis scutatus (mainland tiger snake), 1387 nucleotides long. Lineage: Eukaryota; Metazoa; Chordata; Lepidosauria; Squamata; Elapidae. The record is from RefSeq and is a predicted model, not a curated record.
CCCCGGGGCCGGGAGCGCGUAAAGGGUGGCCGGCUCAGCCUCUUCGUCCCUCCGUUGUGCGGAGACGGGCCGAGGGCGGUUCCCGAGCAAGCCCCGGAGGGAGGGCGGGCAGGCGGGCAGGCAGGAAGGAGGGGCGAUGGCGGGGACUUCUCGGUUGCGCACGGGGAGAGGCGGUGCCGAUUGUCUUUUUCUGGUGGACAUUAAAAAUGAAAACCUGGGCAGUCUUGAAACGGGGCCUUGCAACAACCAGGCAAAACUUAUGGAGGAAGCCUUAUCUGCUGCUGAAGAAUUCUCUGUUCCAGGCCGAAAGAAUGCACUCUUGGGAGAUUCUUAUUUAAACAGAAGUUCCUUGCUUUAUUCAUUCUUGCUUGCUUUAUUCCCCUUCUUUUUAACAGUGUUAGCAAUUUAUUUGAACAACUCCUGGCGGCUUCCUGAAGAUGUAAUCAAGACAUCUGAUCCUUUCCGGGAGGGCCUGAAACAGGUUCAAACUUUUCAAGAGAGAAUCGUUCUCUUUGUCCUUAACUGCAUCAUUUUUGGCAUGUUGGAGAGGAGCUUGACUGAUGAUACAGUCUUCCUUCCUCACCCUAAGAAGGAAGAUGCCAGAAUAUUCUGGAAGAGUGGAGAAGCAGCCGCCUUUUAUACGGUCAAAAGAAGAGGAAAUUUGUGUGACGGACACACCAGCCAGUGUUACAUGCUCCCUGUUUUGGACACCAUGUUUGUACGAAAGAAGUUUAGAAGAUGUGGACUUGGGAUGCAGAUGCUUCAGGAUUUCUGUCAGUCUUUCCCUUCGGAGGAUGCCUUGGGACUCAGCUGUCCUCUUUCGGCUGAAAUGGAGAAAGUUUGUCAAAAGUUCUUGGAAACUUACCCGAAAGAGCAGCCUCGGCUGUGGGAAGUGGAAGCACCCGGAGACUGGACUCAGCGCAUUAACAUCUGGCUCAAAAUCCAGCUGGAACAAACUCGCUUUCCAAAAAAUGCGGGUCAAAGUUCUCCCAUACCAAAGGGUGAAGAUGAUGAAGCCGAGGAAAGACGGAUAAAUACAAGUCUUGGCUGUAUCCCACACCUCAGAGCGCUGCCAGACAAACCCAUGGCAGAUCAUGGUGACCGUAGAGGGCCCCCAGACCUUCCUUCUCAGAGCGAUGACCCUCAACUUCAGUUGAAAGCUGAAGAACCAAAAAAACCGAAGAAAAGAACACACAGAGAAGAACCAGCUGCAGAGAGCGUUGCGAAGCACUUGAGGACAAUCUCCUAAUUUUUGUAAACAGCAGAAGUAAGAGAAAACACAUGAAACCUGAGGAUCAAGUAGCAACUCGGGAAAUCUCUAGUGAAUAUUUCUUCAUCGAUUGACAUAUUUAGGUGACUCUACCCAGUGUUUAAGUGGUUCAAUGGC